AUGGAUAAUAAUAUUGAAAAAGAGUUACUUCAAAAAUCCUAAAUCCAUGCUGAAAGCUUACUUAAGAUGGUUAAAAAACAUAAGUCUGAAAAUCAGGCUUUAAUAACUUAAAUCUAAUAAUUAUAAAAACAAAUUAGUUCAUAAGGAGAUAGCUAAGAAAUAUAGAGAAUUCAAAAAGAAAAUUUAUAUUUGGCCAAAGAAAAUGAAUAGUUAAUUAAUUAGUAGAAAGAGUUAACUCAACAAAUUUAGGAUCUAGAAUUUUAAAAUAAUUAUAUGCAAUAGUAAUUAAAUUAAAAUUAAAUGAAAUCAGGAAUGCUUUAAUUAUAGAAUUCAAAUUUAUAAGAUGAUUUAUAUAUACGAUUCUAACAAUUAGAAUUUGCUUAUAGAAAAGCUGUAAAAGAAAAAGAGGCAUUUUAAUAAGAAAAUGCAAAAUUAAUAGAGGAAAAAAAUUAAAUUUAAAAUUAAUUAUUAAUAGUAGAAGAACUAUAUAGAUAAGCAAAAAAUUAAUCAAAUUUAUCAAUGUCUAUGUCAAUGUAAACAAUGGAAUUAUGUAUAUAAAAUAUUAAUUAUGUAGCAUAAUAAUUAAUUGCUUAAAAUGAUUAUAAUAAAUCAUAAAUUUAAAGAAGUAAAAAAAAGGAUUCUAUUAAACUUUUUGAAGAAUUUUACAUAGUGUCUUCUCCCUCUACUUCUAUAAAAUAUGAAAAUCCAGAACCUAUGGUAUUAUUUAAACAUCCUAUACAAUGUGAAGAUGAGCUAAAGACUCUAUUUUAAGUUUUACCUUUAUUUGCUUUUCCAAGAGGGAUAAAAUGCUAACUGUCAUAACAAGCUAAAAAAGAUAUUUUAAAGUAUAAUAUAUCAUAAUUAGAGUUUUAUAGGAUGAUUAAUUAACUGAUUUUUCACUUUAAAUCUUCACUCCAAACAAAGAUUCUGGAAAAGAUAUUUAAAAUGAAUUCAUUCGAAAUUCUAACCCAGAUCAACUACUUUAUGCUGUAAUUAUUUCAGAGCAAGAUUUUAUUGCGGAUAAAAGGUUAACAGAUUCCCAUGAUUUGGUAAAACAAAAGAAAUUAGGUAAUCCAGCAUAAAAUAUAUAUUUAUCUAAAAUGGCAUAUAUCAUUUUAACCUAUUAUCCAUAUCAUAAGUUAUUCUUUUAAAUAAUAAAAAAUAUCAUCAAAACUUUGAAAUUCGAAAGAAAUUAACUUUCUAAAUAAGCUAUUGAAUAAGAAUAUGAUUUAAGAUAGAUUGAUUAAUAUUAUUUUACAAACCAUGAAAACUAAAUCAGAAAAUAUUUGGAUUAAAUACAAUAACUUACUCUUACAAAAAUAAUAUAACCAGUUAAGUUAUUUGAUAAUACAGAGUUUAUUCAAAAUACAUAAUUAAGUCCAAUUUUAUAUAAUUUUGAAUUGGCCCCUAAUAAUUUAUUGUAAGGAUGGUCGGCAUCUACAUUUGUUUCUGCAUUUUAAGCAGUAGUGUUGGAAUCUAAAAUUGCCAUUAUUAAUAGAUCAUAAAAACAUAUUGCUUAUUUAAUGAUCUUAUUAUCACUUUGUAUCAAACCAUUAAAUUAUUUUCACCCAUUUAUUUUUGAUGUUCCUGAAAAAUUAAUGCCUCUUUUAGAUGCUCCAGUUCCAGUAUUUUUAGGUUUACAAUUAGAACAAUUUCGUUAAUUUAAUGACGAUGUUGUUUAUAUAAAUACAAUUUCUUCUAACGUGGAAAUAGAAAAUUUUGAAAAAAUUUAAAGUGGUUUAUUAAAUGAAUUGGAAAACUAAAUAAAAUCAGUUUUAAAUAACUUCAAUAUAAUUUUAAUCAAAAAAAUUGAAUUAUUAUUAAAUACUUUUAAAGAUUUCAUGAACUAAGCAUUAAAUAAGAUUUAAAAUAAAUAAACGAAAGAUUUGUUCUUAUAAAAGAUUGAAGAGACUUAAAUUUAUUAAAUGUAUAAAUGA
Messenger RNA from Paramecium sonneborni, 1937 nucleotides. The record is from the annotation of a GenBank genome assembly. Lineage: Eukaryota; Ciliophora; Oligohymenophorea; Peniculida; Parameciidae.